Messenger RNA from Anopheles merus, 2198 nucleotides. RefSeq names its product protein obstructor-E-like. Gene Ontology annotation, cellular component: extracellular region. NCBI's taxonomy places the organism in Eukaryota, Metazoa, Arthropoda, Insecta, Diptera, Culicidae. The transcript is spliced from 5 exons. The coding region runs from base 354 to 1076 and encodes 240 amino acids. Gene Ontology annotation, molecular function: chitin binding. The record is from RefSeq and is a predicted model, not a curated record.
GCACUUCUUGUCCGCAUGAGCUAGCUUCCACCCUUGUCCGACACGACGGAGGACCGGAUGCGUGCCCCUACUACCCACUCCCCACCAUCCCGCUCUUGCCCAACCGAGUCGGUCGGUCCGUUGCGAGUCGGUGGCACGGUGCUAACAAAAGUGAGAGUCGCAUCAUCGACAUCGCGUAGUUUAUCGGUAACUACGGGAACGCUUGGUAGCGCAGCCGCAGUCGCAGAAGCCGCUACUCGAUCAUCCACGGUGGUGUACAGGCCUGGUUCCAACCGCGGGAACCAUCGUCAGCUUUCCAGUUCUUCACGCCAGUCACUCAGCUCUCCAGACAACUACAAAGACCACAGCUUACGAUGGCAGCAACGAGAAGCAGUGUGCUGGCAGCGAUGCUGCUGCUAAUCCCCGCAGCAAUCGUAGAUGCCCAGUUCAAGUGUCCCAAGAACCGGGGACAGUUCGAGGAUCCGGUGCAGUGCGACAAGUACUACGUGUGCGACGAGGGUGAAGCGACCGAGAAGCUCUGCCCGGACGGGCUCGUCUUCGAUCCGACGAUCAAGCUGGUCAACAAGUGCGACCAACCCUUCAACGUCGACUGUGGCGAUCGGUUCGAGCUGCAACCAGCGCAAGGUACUACCGACUACUGUCCGCGCAAGAACGGGUUCUUCAGCCAUCCAGACCCGUCGAUCUGCAACGUGUUCUACAGCUGCAUCAACGGCGAGGAGCUGGAGAUGAGCUGUACCGGUGGGCUGCACUUUGACGAAAAGUCCGGCACCUGCGUGUGGCCCGAUGUGGCCGCCCGCGAGGGCUGCGGCAGCAACGCCAACAAGAAACUCAACGACGGCUUCCAGUGUCCGAAGGAGACGCGCUACGACAAAAAUGGACAGGUCAUCACGCACCCGAACUAUCCGCAUCCGAGCGACUGCUCCCAGUUCUACUACUGCCUGAACGGUAUCGAGCCGCGCCUCGGCAAAUGCGACGCCAAGAUGGUGUACAACGAGGAUCUGCAGCGCUGCGACGAUCCGGAGAACGUGCCGGAAUGCAAAGACUGGUACAAGGAGGAGGACGCUAACAAGAACUGAAUGACCUGUGUGCAUUCGGCGUGUGCGCCGUGAGUUGCUGCUGCCGCUGCUGACGACGACGUCCGCUGCCUGCUGCCUAGAUCAGCGCACCAGCAUUGCUUUGUGAUAAAUGUCUCCCCUCUCCACAAAAAACGCGUUUUUUACUACUGUUCGUUUACCGUUAGCUAAGGUGUCCGCCAUCCACACUAAGCCACCGCAAAAGCCACCACCGGUCGGUCGGUCGAAAACUUUUUGGACGGAUACGGCCAUGCGCAAAAGGAACCACUCAAACAGUCACGUCCCGUCCGUGUGCCUGCCAUCAAUCAAUCAAUCACGAAUCACACGAUCAAUCCACCACACCCCUGUACCUUCUGACAUCAAUCGAGCAGUUGAGGAUGUGCUCAUCUACCCAAAAGUCUAUUGACCUGCAACUGUGACGGUCGAUAUCUUUCCUCAUUUCAUGCUCUCUUUCUCUCUCUCUAUCUAUCUCUUUGGGUAUCUUUUGUUCAGUUUUACACUUUUCAACUGCACUGUGCAUACUUUCUCAUGUUUCACGCCUUCUUCUUCUGGCUAGCUUCCUCUUCUUUCUCGAAAUCGAUUUACUUUCCAACCUAUGUUUCGUCAUAUCUCGUCAUUAUGCCCCUUUUUCUGAACUCUUGCCACUAUUAUUUCAUGCCAAACCAACUUACCAAUCCUUACCGCUACAUCUCGUGCACUGUCCUUCUCCCACUGUCUUUCUACAUCUGCAUCCAAUCAAAUCCAUCUAUUUUCAUAACGAUUUCGUUUUCCGCUCCGGCAUACCUCGCACGCAUCAUCUGGACGCAUCUUUGGCGGGUGUGACACAAUAGCCAGUUUCCUACUUGCUUAGUGGAUUGCGCAAGCCUUCCUGCCCAGUUGCUCGACCGGCGGCAUAAAAAUAGUAGCAGAAUCAAUCUAGUAGUGGGAUGAGAAGAAGUCGAAACAACGAAGAAACCCCCAUAACCAGACGGCGCAGUAGGACGAAACGCUCCUGCAUAGACCAGCCAAGAAAGCAGUCGACCUUCGGGUCGGCGAGGGAGAGUAGCCUUAGCGUAUGAAUAAACCAUAAAGCCUGAUUGUAUAAGGAAUAAGGAAAAAUAAAAUGGAGAGAAGAAGCACAAAAAA